Patiria miniata (bat star) is the source of this 2585-nucleotide messenger RNA. RefSeq names its product fatty acid desaturase 2-like. Gene Ontology annotation, cellular component: membrane. The record is from RefSeq and is a predicted model, not a curated record. The coding region runs from base 179 to 1492 and encodes 437 amino acids. Gene Ontology annotation, biological process: lipid metabolic process. Gene Ontology annotation, molecular function: oxidoreductase activity, acting on paired donors, with oxidation of a pair of donors resulting in the reduction of molecular oxygen to two molecules of water. The transcript has 11 exons. NCBI's taxonomy places the organism in Eukaryota, Metazoa, Echinodermata, Asteroidea, Valvatida, Asterinidae.
CAUACUGCGUUGUACCAUAGAGCAAGGACCUUUUUUACAAUUUUUUUUUCUCAUGUUUAUAAAUUAUACUGAAUUUUGAACCGACUGCUAAAUGGAUCAACUCUGAUGCUAGCUAGAUGCGUCCAGUUUGUAUUCAACUGUCUGCCUUCAAUCAACCUGGAUAUUAUCGCAGUGCAUCAUGGGUAAAGGUCAGCAAGGUCAAGUGGUGACCCGGGUCGGCAGGGAUGCAGCCUACAGCUGGGAUGAAAUCAAGAAACACAACAGCCGAUACGACAAAUGGUUGGUGAUUGAGAACGGCGUGUACGAUGUGACUCGGUGGAUGACCAAACACCCAGGCGGCUUCAAGGUUCUGUCUCACUAUGGAGGGGAGGAUGCUACCGAGGCCUUCGUUGCUUUCCAUCCCGACAAGAGUCUGGUUAGGAAGUACAUGAAGCCUCUAUGCAUUGGCACACUGGAGGAUAACUCUCCCAAGAGUGAACUUGUGACCGACAUGGAGGCCCUCCGUGUGAAGGCUGAGGGGAUGGGUCUCUUCAAAGCCAACAUGUGGUUCUACGCUGCCUACUUUGGCCACAUCUUGGCCGCCGAGGUUCUAGCUUGGCUGUUGCUGUGGUACUUCGGCGUCGGCUGGGUGCCAUAUCUGCUGGCAACGGUUCUACUCACCAUAGAACAGGCCCAGUCCUCCUGGUUUCUUCACGAUUUGGGCCAUCUGUCGGUCUUUCGCAAAUCACGCUGGAAUCAUCUCUUGCAGUACUUUACAACUGGUGCUCUCAAGGGUGCCUCGAGCCACUGGUGGAACUACCGUCACUACCAGCAUCAUGCUAAGCCCAACAUCAUCAGGAAGGACCCUGAUAUCAAGAUGCCCUACCUCUUUGUCUUGGGAGACAAGCAGCCAGUCACCUGGGGCACUAAUAAGAGGAAGUACUUCCUACCUUUCAACUACCAACAGAUCUAUUUCUUUUUCACACUGCCGCCUCUUCUGAUGCCCUUGUAUUUCCACCUGGAGUAUUUCGCGCAUGUAAUCAGGAAAAGGCUGUGGAAGGAUCUUGCUUGGAUGUGCGUCUUCUUCAUCAAACACGCGUUGCUCUUCGGUCCAUUGCUUGGAGGUUUUGGCCUCUUCUUUAACUACAUGUUUGUCAAGUUCCUUGAGAGCAACUGGUUUGUCUGGACCAGCCAGAUGAACCACAUUCCCAUGCAGAUAGACCAUGAUCAACACAAGGAGUGGUUACCAGCUCAGCUGCAGGCUACCUGUGAUGUGGAAUCUUCGUUCUUCAACGACUGGUUCACUGGCCACCUCAACUUCCAGAUUGAGCACCACCUUUUCCCCACAAUGCCAAGGCACAACUUGUACAAGAUUGUUCCUGACGUCAAGGCGCUGUGCAAGAAACACAACAUUCGCCAUCAGACAAAGAGCCUGAGCCAGGCAUUCGCUGACAUCAUCCGUUCCCUCAAGCAUUCCGGAGAGCUGUGGUAUGACGCCUAUUACCACACAUAGGCUGACAUUCAGAUGUGAUCGAUUGAUUAAUUGAUCAGACCUGAUUGACUACAUUGAUUAUUGGUUGAUUGAUUGAGUACCUUGAUGAUUGGGCUUUGCUUCAAUUGUUCUGCACCUGUGGCUUAACAUCAUAUCAAGCGAUUACCAAUGUGUUUCGAAUAUAAUCAGUUCUUGUCUAAAUCCUACUUAAAAACUGUAUUAAAAUUGUAACUGAAAUAUUGUGGUUGAUGUUAGUGUGAAAUGGACAACAGUCAGUCUAAGUACUUGAAAUACUCGUUACUGAAAUCCAGAAAUAAAACAAUUUAUUUAUUAUCAAGGCAUUAACUCCAGAUUCUUCAAAAUCCAACAAGAAGUUUGGGAGGGCUGUGCAUCUCAUGCAGUUUGGGAGUUUUGGGUUUUGUCUUUGUUACUACAAGAAAGUUUCUUGUAGCCUAAAAACACUUGAGUCUUCAAGAAGUAUAAUACAAAUUACCAGUGAAUUCGUGCAGCUAUUAAUCCACACAAUAUUACUUUGUAUAAAGUUGGGAGAAAAGUUCACCUUAAAUUACAAAAUGUAGCAUUGAACAUUUUGUGGUCUUUAUAACUUGUUGCUAGUUUUUGCCACAGCAGCUGAUAUUGGCAUUGCUACAUCGCAGCUGAAAUAAUAUAUAUCUUUAACUUGGUUUUCUUUACUCUGAACUACAAAACUACCAGUAGGCCAACAUGUAUGAAAUAUUUACUUUAAUUAAGGGGAGUAUUUCAGUUAUGUUACCAAAAUAUAUGUCAAUAUGCUUAGAAAAAAAUACUGCAUUUGGUACUGUUCUUAUACACUCAACCAAAAAAGAAAGUCCCCGCCCCACUACGUUUUUGUCUUCACUCAAAACUACUGCGCACAUCUUGCUCAAGCUAUGACUAAUCAGAAAUUCCUUAGCAAUCCAGCCACACUCUUUAUUUGGCCCAAAAACAGUGAUAAAAAUGUACGAAAUUAUGCAAUUGACGAUAUGAUACCGAAAACAGUUGCAAAGUUGUUUGUAUACGUUCAAGGUGACAUGUGAACCACAACUUGCACGUGUACAAAAGUGCAACUGUUUUCGGUAUCAUUUGUCAUAAAUUG